CGGUGACGACGUGCGCAGCGUCGCCUCGCCGGAGCGAGCAGAGUUCAGAUAAGCUCCUCGGUUGACCUUGCCGCCGCCGCCGCGGACCGUUGAUCACAAACAACAGACCGUCCAGAGGAAACAUGGCAACCCCGAGCCUGCCUGCCGUGCCUCACAUGCCCCCGCUCUCCGGCUCGGGACUUAGGUUUACCAAAGAGCAUCUGCUGGUCGCGGUGCCCGUGGCCGUGGUCGCCGCCGCCGGAGGGUUCCUGGUCAGCCACUACCUGAAGGGGCGGAGCUGUAAAUCGGGCCAGGUGAACACGACCAUCAGCAAAGACAGUCCCAAAGUGGUGCACAGCUUCGACAUGGAGGACAUCGGCACCAAGGCGGUGUACUGCCGCUGCUGGAAGUCCAAGAAGUUCCCCCUCUGUGACGGCAGCCACACCAAACACAACGAGGAGACGGGCGACAACGUCGGGCCGCUCAUCAUCAAGAAGAGAGACGCCUAACGCCGCCCAGCUCCGCCUUCCCUCUGACUUCUCUCUCCUCCCCAAUCGUUCGCCGUCGCCAUCGCGCCGCCACCCUGAUGGUUACAGUAUUAAACCGAUGCAGCCAAAACAAACCACCGAUACUUUAAAUUAAGAAAUUUCACACAUUCCACUUUGUGUCCACGCCCGGUGUGAAGGCAGGAAGGGAAAGGAAAGGAGAGGUCACACGGGGACAGGUUGAGGAGGAGACAGUCGCUGAGACGUGGAGGCAUCAUGGAGGAGUUCCUCUCUGGACUGGAUUCCGCCGGGCCGCCGUCGUGCCUCCACGCCUGGCCCCGCCCGUGUCUCCAUCUCUGCAGGUGUGGAGCAGGUGGUUGAAAGGCGGCGCCGGGCGUCACGCCGUCAGUCCGGUUACAGGUUCAUCAGCCUUGUAUUUAAAUCUGGAGCCCAUCAAAAACCACUCAUUACCCAUAUCGGUGUCAGAUUGUAUGAUUUUUUUUUUUUUUCUUUUUCUGCUGCUCAGUCAGGGGGAACAAAAGUUUGUCUUAAAUGAAAUGUGAUGAAAGUGCUGCUGCGUUCAUAGCCGCUGAUUCUGCUUAUAGAGACUAUAUUUUGCUUUCCUGUCAGAUUUAUUUUCUACUGGCUGCGUGUGUGUUCUGAUGAGUCACUCAUCCUGUAUAUUGUGAAUAAAAACUUGUUCAGUGAUCACA
Messenger RNA from Salarias fasciatus (jewelled blenny), 1177 nucleotides. Its product is annotated as CDGSH iron-sulfur domain-containing protein 1. The record is from RefSeq and is a predicted model, not a curated record. Gene Ontology annotation, molecular function: 2 iron, 2 sulfur cluster binding. Bases 123 to 488 code for a protein of 121 amino acids. The transcript is spliced from 3 exons. Gene Ontology annotation, cellular component: intracellular membrane-bounded organelle; mitochondrial outer membrane. NCBI's taxonomy places the organism in Eukaryota, Metazoa, Chordata, Actinopteri, Blenniiformes, Blenniidae. Gene Ontology annotation, biological process: regulation of autophagy.